CUGUGGAUAAAAUUUGGAUGAAGUACAUACUAUGAAGUACAAGUGGUUGGUUCAAAUUGGAAAUAAUUAAUUUACAUUUCACACAUGAUCAAAAAGCAUGUGGCACUUGUACUGGCUAACUGGUCUAAUAUGCUUGUCCAGUUGAUUCAACCUAGAAUCUAAUAUUAAGGAAAAUGUGUAAUAAAAAAAUUAAAUUUGUAAUAUUUACAUAAUGUCACUGAACUAUGCAUUCAGCUUUUCAGUGUUUCUAUUGGUGCUUGUAGUUUUAAAUAUAUAUUUUUUCUAUACACUAAAUACUAUUAAUAAAAAACCCUCGAAAUUUAACGUUUCAAAGCUCAGAGUUGACCUUACUUCAAAUGUGUUUCAAGACAUUUAUGAAUAUCUUAAUUAGCUACCAAAUCAAUAUAAAAACAAAAACUCAAAAUUUACGUCUAUACAGAAUAAACUAAUUCAGUCUUUUAACACAAGUAGAGUCACAAAUCCAGCACAUGUUUGGGUUGAAGUUGAUAAUUGGGUCAGUAAUAUAUCACUAUUUCCUCAUGAGGAUGGUAUUGGUGGAAAAAUGCUUCAUGCUCUGCAAUCCACAAAGAUAGCACUUGUGGAUAAUGCACCUAAAGGAACCCAGUUAAAACUAUUACUUCUUUUGGAAGGAAACCAAAAAGUGUACUUUAAGCCAAAGAGAUAUAAUUUAGAACAUGUAAUUAAUGGGAAAAUCUAUGCUGGCUUUGACCGUCAUAAUUCUGAAGUUUUUGCAUACUACUUGGCAAUGGUUUUGAAUCUUAAAUGGAUACCUCCCUCUGUAAUUAGAAAAGUACACCUGGAUAAUGAUAUUUUGCCAGUUGCAACAUCUGGAUUAAGAAAAUCUAUGCUGAAAAAUAAUAAAGGCACCUUGUGUAUUUUUGGUAAAUGUUUUUACUGUAAAAUCAAUGAAACAGUGUGUCCGGAUGAUAAUGGUGAAGUUGAAGGUGCUGCUAUACUGUACUUAGACAAACAGUUAAAGGUAUAUAAGUCACCAUGGCGGAGAUCAUAUAAUGCAAAGAAAAUGGAAUGGGAAAUUGAUAGUGAUUUUUGUAUGAAAAUUAGGGGUAGUUUGAGUACAAGACAUCUUCUUAAUCUUAUAGAAGUAUCAUUAUUUGAUUUUUUAAUCCAGAAUGGUGAUCGCCAUCGAUAUGAAGUUUAUAAAGAGCAAAUUAUAUUGUUAGAUAAUGGAAAGGGUCUGGGAAACCCACUUAUAGAUGAGCUAGACAUUUUAGCUCCGCUUUACCAGUGUUGCAUGCUUGCUACAUCGACCUGGCAACAUUUGGAAAUAAUAUCUGGGGGCAACCUAUCAGAAACAAUUAAGUUAUUAUCGAAAUUUCAAGGUAUAAAAUUGGCAACAGAGGAACACUUUAAAGCUAUAGAAAGGCGAUUGUUAAAAAUAUAUGCAACAGUGCAAUAUUGUAUAGGAAGAUAUGGUAGCGCUAAAGUAUUUAGAAGAGGUUUUUAGUAUAAAUAUAAUUUAUAUAAUUUUACCUAAUGAUUACUUAUCUAUUGAUUACGAAAAGUAUGUAAAAACUACUGUUUUUUGAUACUAUAUUAUGUUAUUUCAUAUUUGAUAAAUAUAUUUAUUUUUAUAAGUUAUAUCAUUAAAAAUAUUUAAUUUUUAUAUGAUCAAU
Pieris brassicae (large cabbage white) is the source of this 1655-nucleotide messenger RNA. Its product is annotated as glycosaminoglycan xylosylkinase homolog. The transcript has 6 exons. Gene Ontology annotation, biological process: protein phosphorylation. Gene Ontology annotation, molecular function: phosphotransferase activity, alcohol group as acceptor. The record is from RefSeq and is a predicted model, not a curated record. Gene Ontology annotation, cellular component: Golgi apparatus. NCBI's taxonomy places the organism in Eukaryota, Metazoa, Arthropoda, Insecta, Lepidoptera, Pieridae. Bases 563 to 1486 code for a protein of 307 amino acids.